UCGUCUGUGUCAAAGUCAAAAAGAUGUUUGCUGUUGUCGUGGCGUGGCGGCAAUGGGCUAAAAUCUAAAUUCAAAAAUGUUCCGAAAGUAGACUAAAUUGCGUAAAAGCAUGUGGUAAACAUUUAUUCCGAACGUCCAAGUUCAACAAAUAAGCACGUAUGUAGUGACCGUAUGCUAAAAAUAAAUAACAAUGUCAUAUUUUAAAAAUAUGACUAAAGUUUUUGCUGGAUGUUGUGCGAGCUCUUUUCUCAUGGAAAUUAUGAUGGAGAAGGCACCAGACAGUGCAAAUUUUGUAACGUUUCUCCAAUUUUUCUUCAUAGCCUUACAAGGGCUUGCAACUUUAAAAUCUCGUAUGCUUAAGCCUCAAAUUCCCCUUAAAGAGUAUUUCAUAUUAAUAUCAUUAUUUUUUGUAACAAGUGUGGCCAAUAAUUAUGUUUACGCUUUGCAUGUGCCCUCUACACUUCACAUGAUCAUAAGGUCUGCCUCAUCACCAGCCAGUAUGUUAGUAAGUUGGUAUGCAAAAAAACAAAGGCCAAGAACAAAAGCGCUUAUCGGAUCUGUAAUAAUAAGCAUUGGAGUAUCACUUGCAAUGUAUGGAGGAGCUACUGUUGUUGAGGAGAGAAAGGGAAACUACCUGCAUUGGUGUUUGGGUGUUACCAUAUUGCUGAUUAUGUUGAUAGUUGGAGCUUUAACUGGAUUACAGCAGGAGAUUCUUUUUAGAAAAUUUGGAAAACAUCCUGAAGAAAUGCUGUUCUACACUCAUAUGCUGCCAUUACCACUGUUCUUGGGUAUAUACUCUCAACUACAUUAUAUAGCAACUAACCUAUCUUCUACCCUUUGGCUAAUCCUAUUUAUUAAUAUUAUAUCUCAAUUUUACUGUACACAUUCCGUCCACGAACUGGCAACUAGAGAAAGUUCCACAACCGUAACAUUUAUUUUAACAUUAAGAAAAUUUGUAUCUCUUAUAAUAUCCUCCAUUGUUUUUAAGAAUAAUCUGACCAUUUUACAUGUUAUAGGAACUGUGUUUGUUAUAGCUGGUACAUAUUUGUAUUUUGAUUUCUUCACUGGAAGAAAACAGCAACCCAUUAAUUAUAAAGACAGUAUCAAAUCUAGUAUAUAUAAAAAAGAUAGGUGAAAUAUCAUUGAUAAUUAUAAAAAAGAAUACAUUUAGAUUUCUUCCAAUCUUAUUGUAAUGACUGUUUUAUUGUUAAAUUGAAACAAUUUGCUGGCAAUUAUUAACAAUGCUAAAAAAAGUACUCUCCAGGAUGUGAACUGUUGUUAUUAAAUUCUAUCCAAAUCUCACUUAUAUAAGCCUUUUUGGCUCUAUUAAAAAGACAAUCGGGCCGCUUCUCCCAUCAUUGCGUUAGGGUAGGAAUUAAAUGUAAAAAUAUGUCGAUACACUGUAUCGAUCCUUUUAUAUCUAAGUAGUGUAGAAUAACUGGCAGUUAAUUUUGGAGCGGUCAGGCGAAAAUAUAGGGCAUAAAUGAACAUUAGCUACCCACUCCACAUUGGCGAAGUAAACUAUGUCGUGCCGGCAUGACAAAAAGCCGUUUACCCAAAGAAGAACAUUAUAAUAUGACAUGUUACAAAAAAUCACUGUUCAAGCUCAUCUCUCGAUAAGCUUUUUUAAUAUUUCAUAAAUCAAUGCUUUUUCUUAGACAAAGGGUUUGAAUAUUUUGGUUACCCACUUGUCCACUUUUUUUUUACUAGAUUAUCGUAUAUGAUGUUUCAGAGGAUUUCCUCUCAUGACUUAUUGGUGUAAGGUAUUGAUUAAUUAACCCAGUUAUCCCGGUCCCGGUCUCGCAUAUAAAUAGGUUUUUCCGAUGGCCGCUAUGAAUGAAACAAAAAAAAAAGGUGGACAGUAGGUAAACCAGGGCCCCGUACUAAAACAUUAAAAAAAAACCGUUAAAGAAAAUCCUGUAUGUUAUGUACGGUUGUGACUAUUGUGAGAAUAUUUAUUAUCUGACAAAAUUAUAAUAUUGUUUGUUAUAAAUAAAACUUUUACACAAAUAUA
Molecule: messenger RNA, 2014 nt
Organism: Pararge aegeria (speckled wood butterfly)
Lineage: Eukaryota; Metazoa; Arthropoda; Insecta; Lepidoptera; Nymphalidae
Product: UDP-xylose and UDP-N-acetylglucosamine transporter-like
Exons: 4
Coding region: 191-1135 (314 amino acids)
Biological process (GO): transmembrane transport
Cellular component (GO): Golgi membrane; endoplasmic reticulum membrane
Molecular function (GO): UDP-N-acetylglucosamine transmembrane transporter activity
Source: RefSeq, a predicted model, not a curated record